CAGCAAGAAAUAUAAGAGGAAAUUUAGAUUUAAUUUGGUUCACAACUUCUGAAACAAUAUGAAUUAUGGGGAAUAAAGCAAGGAAGGAUGAAGAGGAUUUUGGUUGACCUUUUGAAGACCAUUUUAGUUAAUUAAAAAUUUCAUUUGGACAACUUUUAACAAAUUUUAGUUAACAAACCUAAAUUAACUAAUAAGACAAUGGAAUAAGACCUGUAGACUUGAUACAAAGCUAAAGUCAGAGGGCAGAUUAAUGUUCGAGCAGUGCCACCAAAAUUUGGUGGCUGCUCGAGUUCGUAUAUCUCCUUACAAAAUGAGCUUAGGCCCCCACACACAUAUAUUUAUUUAUAUAUAUCAUAAACAACUCUUACUUUUUGUCUAAUAGGAAGUGAAUUUUAUUUUUGCACAGAGUUAGAUUGAUACGACUACGACUGUAUUGAUUUUAAUACACGGCUACGUUAUACCAACCUAGACGCCCUGUAUUAUGCUAUAAGAUAGUAUAAAAUUCUAAUUUUGAGGCUAUGAACAUGUACAACUAAAAUGAGUUCUAAGAAGCUACUCUCCACCUCUCAUCAUCAUCUGAUCCCACCAAUGGUCCGAAACUCUCUUCAGUGGGUCCAAAACUGCACUGCCCAAUCGAAGCCACCCUUUCAACCAAAGAAACCCGCAAUCUUAGCCACCAAUGUCAUCAAAUCAUACUUCGAAAAGGGUAUGAUCAGAGAUGCACGUAUGCUGUUCGAUGAAUUGCCUGAGAGAGAUGUUGUUGUAUGGACGGUCAUGAUUGCUGGGUAUACUUCUUGCAAUUAUCACAGCCGUGCGUGGAAUGUGUUUUGUGAGAUGAUGAGGGAAGAUUUGGAAAACCCAAAUGAAUUUAUUAUGUCAAGUGCAUUGAAGGCUUGUAAGGGAAUGAGCUCACUCUCUUGUGGUGCUUUGGUUCAUGGGUUGGCUAUUAAACAUGGAAUGGGUGGUUGCUUGUACGUUAAUAAUGCACUCUUGGACAUAUACGCGACGUGUAGUGUUAGUAUGGAGGAUGCAUGCAUUGUCUUUCAAGAAAUUCACCGAAAGAAUGAUGUCUCAUGGACUACAUUGAUCACAGGAUACACUCAUCGCGGAGAUGGUCAUGGCGGGCUUCAAGUUUUUAGGCAAAUGUUGUCGGAGGGAGCUGAACCAAACUCAUUUAGUUUUUCAAUUGCGGUUAGAGCUUGCACCUUAAUUAGCUCUUACACUUGUGGCAAGCAAAUCCAUGCUGCAGUAAUUAAACACGGGUUUGAAUCUAGUAUUCCUGUCAUGAAUUCUAUAUUAGACAUGUACUGUAGGUGUGAUUGUUUAUGUGAAGCAAAUCAGUGUUUUCAUGGGAUGACCCACAAAGAUGUGAUUACGUGGAACACAUUAAUAGCCGGAUAUGAGAAAUCAAAUAGCAUUGCAUCCCUCUAUAUAUUUUCACAAAUGGAGUCAGAAGGUUUUGGGCCAAAUUGCUUCACUUUUACCAGUGUUAUGGCAGCCUGUGCAAAUUUAACAGUUUUGCGUUGUGGACAACAGGUUCAUGGAGGGAUUGUUCGAAGGGGUCUUGAAGGGAACUUGGCAUUGGCUAAUGCCCUUAUAGACAUGUAUGGCAAGUGCGGUAACAUAGAGGAUUCACACAAAAUUUUUGGUGAAAUGUCUUGCAAAAAUUUGGUUUCUUGGACAUCUAUGAUGAUUGGAUAUGGAAGUCAUGGUUACGGAAAAGAGGCUCUAGAAUUGUUUGAUGAGAUGGUCGGUUCUGGUAUUAGGCCUGAUCGGAUAGUGUUUGUUGCAGUUCUGAGCGCUUGUAGCCAUGCUGGACUUGUAGAUAAAGGUUUGAGUUAUUUUAAAUCAAUGAUCAAUGAUUACAAUGUUACCCCGGAUCAGGAGAUUUAUGGGUGUGUUGUAGAUUUGCUAGGACGUGCUGGAAGAGUUAAGGAGGCGUAUGAACUGAUCGAGAGUAUGCCAUUUAAGCCUGAUGAGUCUGUAUGGGGAGCAUUUCUUGGUGCUUGUAAAGCUUAUGAGGUUCCUAAUUUGGGCAAAUUGGCAGAAAGGAGGAUAUUGGAUUUGAGGCCAAAUAAAGCAGGGACUUACGUGAUGAUGUCAAACAUUUAUGCUGCUGAAGGUAAGUGGGAAGAGUUUGCUAGAAUGAGGAAGUUGAUGAGAGGAAUGGGGAGCAAAAAGGAGGCCGGGAGGAGUUGGAUUGAGGUGAAAAAUCAGGUUUAUAGUUUUGUGGUUGGAGACAAAGCGGGUCCCCAUAUAGAGUGGGUGUAUGGUGUUCUGCAAAUGCUCAUUCAACAUAUCAAAGAAGCUGGAUAUGUCCCUGAUUUAGAUUGCUUGAUACAUGACUUAGAAGAUGGGAGUGUGGGACUUGAACAGCAGCUGAAGUAGAAGAAUUGAGAAGACCAUACUGAUUGGAAGGGUUGCAGAAAUACUUUGGUUGUGAAGCCUAAAUCAGUAGACAUGGAAGAGAAGUAUGAUCUCGGGUAACAUGAUGUCAAACAUUGUUGCAGCUAAAGGUAAGUGCUGAGAGUUUUCUAGAAUGAUGAAGUUAAUAAGAGAAAUGAGUAAGAAAGAGGCUGGGAGGAGUUGGGUUAAGGUAAAAGAAGAAAUCAGGUUUGUAGUUGAACACAAAGUCGGUCUUCUUAUAGAGUGAAGUAUGGUAUUCUUGAAUUGUUCGUUGAACAUAUGAAAGAAGCUGGAUGUAUUCUUGAUUUAGAUUGCUUGAUACAUGACUUUGAAGGUGUGAUUUGAACAGCAGCUGAAGCAGGGAAGUUCAGAUGACCUUACUGAUUUGGAUAAAGAAAUAUUUUGGUUGGAGAACACUAAAUCAGGUGAGAUGGAAGAGGAAGAAGAUCUCAGGUAAUAUGAUGUCAACUAUAUAUGCAGCUGAAGGUAAGUGGGGAGAUUUUGCGAGAAUGAGCAAAUUGAUCAGAGGAAUAAGGAAUUAGAAAGAUGCUGGGAGGAGUUGCGCUGAGAUAAAAUUCAGGUUUAUACUUUUGUUGUUGGAGACGAAUUGGGUUGUCAUAUAGAUGGGUGUGCGAGUUUUGGAAUGCUCGUUCACACAUGAAGGAAGCUGGACAUGUUCCUGACUUAGAUUCCUUGAUACACCACUCAGAAGAUGGGAUUAGAACAGCAGUCGGAGUAGAGAAGACCAUACUAAUUAAUUUAGAAGGGUUGAAUAAAUACUUUGGUUGGAGAAGCCUAACUCAGGAGACAUAGAAGAGAAAGGCGGUCUCAGGGAAAAUUGAUUUUUUAUUGACACGAGUCUCAAAUUUAUUUUAAUUUUGUAAGGCCAAAUAAAUAACAUAGAGGGUGUUGGAGAAAGAAGGCACUUAUGAUUUCAGACAAAAAGAAUAGACCUUUGUUUGUAGAUUCAAAUUCAUUUUGUGUUUACAAUAAGUUGUUCUUCGUUUUGUAUUGCUACCAAAUUAGAAAAUGGCCAGUGCAACUAAUGCUA
Molecule: messenger RNA, 3457 nt
Organism: Cornus florida
Lineage: Eukaryota; Viridiplantae; Streptophyta; Magnoliopsida; Cornales; Cornaceae
Product: putative pentatricopeptide repeat-containing protein At1g56570
Exons: 2
Coding region: 538-2388 (616 amino acids)
Biological process (GO): RNA modification
Molecular function (GO): protein binding; RNA binding
Source: RefSeq, a predicted model, not a curated record